Vigna umbellata (rice bean) is the source of this 1689-nucleotide messenger RNA. Lineage: Eukaryota; Viridiplantae; Streptophyta; Magnoliopsida; Fabales; Fabaceae. The record is from RefSeq and is a predicted model, not a curated record.
AUUAAGCGCUGAAACCGACGUACACACCUGUCCCCAUUUUCUCUCUCUUCCAUGUCUUGUCUAUUCUCACUUUCUUCCUCUCUUUCUCUCUCUCUCUGCUCCAUUUCAGUGCUGUCUUCUCCCCACCACCCCACUCUCCCUUUCUCUCACACUCAUCCUAUCAUCAUCAUCAUCGUCGUCCUCAACAUGCCAUCCCUUUUGACCCUCCUUCUUCCCUUCUGUCUCAACGCCGCCGUUUCAUUCACCUCAACAUGCUGUUGAUUAUUCAUCCUUCCAACUCUCACUUUCCCCACUUCUUCUCCUUUGCCUUCCCCCAUCUGGAGACACGAUGAGUUCAAGAUUCAAGACAUGGGAUGUCGGAUUUGCAUUUGGAAAUGAAAGAGAGGCAACGUUGGAGAGCUGAAGAGGAUGCUUUAUUACGUUCUUAUGUCAAACAGUAUGGUCCUAGGGAAUGGAAUCUUGUUUCUCAACGCAUGAACACCCCUCUCAACAGGGAUGCAAAGUCAUGCUUAGAAAGGUGGAAGAACUACCUCAAGCCUGGCAUCAAGAAAGGAUCUCUCACCGAAGAGGAGCAGCGCCUUGUAAUCCGGCUUCAAGCAAAAUACGGCAACAAAUGGAAGAAAAUUGCAGCAGAAGUUCCAGGUAGAACUGCAAAGAGGUUAGGCAAGUGGUGGGAAGUGUUCAAAGAGAAGCAACAAAGAGAGAAGAAGGAGCUCAAUAGAAUCCCUGACCCCAGUAACAAUAGCAAGUACGAGCACAUACUUGAGUGUUUUGCAGAAAAACUAGUCAAGGAACAGCAUCCUUCACCUUCAUUUGUUAUGACUGCUUCUGAUGGGACAUUUCUGCGUACUGAUACACCAGCACCUGCAUCAGCCUUGCUUCCUUCUUGGCUUUCCAAUUCAAGUAGUGCUGCUGCUGCUGCUGGUCCAAGUUCCCUUUCUGGGACACUCAGUCUUUCUUCUGCAACAGUGGCUGCAGCUCCAUUCUCAUGGUUGCAACCUGAUAGGGGACCAGACAUUGCUCCUUUUGCUUUGGGGAAUAUACCAGCUUUCAGUGAAAAUAUGCUGAUAUCUCAGAUGUUGGAGCACUGCAAAGAGCUGGAAGAAGGGCACCGAGCUUUGAGUGCUCACAAGAAGGAGGCAGUUUGGAGGUUAAGCCGAGUGGAGUUGCAGUUGGAGUCAGAGAAGGCGAGCCGAAGACGGGAGAAGAUGGAAGAGUUUGAAGCUAAGAUUAGGGUUCUUCAAGAAGAGGAGAGAGCUGCUUUGAGCAGAAUUGAAGCAGAGUAUAGAGACGAGUUAGCUGCAUUGAAGAGAGAUGCUGAAAACAAGGAACAAAAGUUGGCAGAACAAUGGGCUGCAAAGCAUUUGCAGCUUACUAGGUUGCUAGAGCAGAUAGGAUGCAGAGCAGGGCACCUUGAACCAAAUACAAGAUGAAGAUAUCUUUUGGAAAAAUAGAUUUGGUGGUUCUCUUGUGACUUCCACUAUAUGCAGUUUACAAGAUGAUGAUAUUUUUAUGGUGAAAUGGAUAUAGGUGUUUUUGUGACUUGAAUUAUUUCCAGUUUAUGCUUGUUGUGAUCUUGGUAUAUUAGUGUUGUAGUUGUGUUAUAUCUGUUCCUACAACUUGAGUAAUUUCCUUAAGCACUUGAAUUAUAGUAUCACUUCCAUGUAUGUGACUUAGUUAUAUUGUUCA